AUGCUUUCUUCUGAGUUCGCCACAUCGAGUGGUGUCCGACAGAGCUGUCCUCUUUCACCUUUGCUCUUCAACUUCGUCAUUGAUACGAUCAUGGAAGACUCACUACCGGUCUCAAAUGCCUGUGGGGUCGAAUUGCUUCCUGGGCGUUUGCUCACAGAUAUCGAGUAUGCAGAAGACGUCACCGUUCUUGGAUCUGACCCCGUGGAAUUAGCAACUCUGAAAAAUGCCUCAAACCAGAGGAUAUUUCGAAAUGUGGUUGUAGAUGAUUCUAAUAUGCGCCACUGGACUGGUUACAUUGUUCCGGAAGAACCACCGUACAACAAGGGCGCGUUCAAAAUCGAAAUAGUGUUCCCUGCUGAGUAUCCAUUCAAGCCGCCAAAGCUGUUGUUCAAAACCCCCAUUUAUCAUCCGAAUAUCGAUGAAAACGGACAAGUGUGUCUGCCCAUCAUCCAAUCGGAUAACUGGAAACCGGCGACGAAAAUCGAGUACAUUCUGCAAGCAUUGGUGGCCAUGUUGCAUUCGCCAGAAACUGAGCGAGCCCUUCGAAGUGAGCUUGCAGAAGAAUACAUGAAGGAUAUGAAAAAGUUUAUGAAGAAUGCCGAAGAGUUCACGCGAAAACAUGCGGAAAAAAUUCCUGAUCUUUGAUGCCUGUGUGUAUUAUCGCAUUGUCCCUGAAGCGCGCAGUCAGCGCCUUUAAUGAGACUGUACGAUAAUUUAUACGAUUACAGCAUUCAUUCAAAAUCGCCCCAGCAUGUUGCCAGUUUACCCAAGCAUACACCAGGGCUUUCUUUUAUCUUUCUUCUACAUUCGAAUAACUAAUAGCACUCCUUCUCAACCAGCAGACUUCAACCCUGGAUUGACUACUGUGUGACUGGCACACGAACAAUAUCUUUACCAUGAGAAUCAUGUGUUGAGUUUCUCACUAGGUCAGGUGCAUCUUGCGCUCCUCCCGAAUCACCCGUGAACAUCAUCCACACAUCCAUUUCUCCAGAGUUAUGCCAUUUGCGAUUAACAGCAAUGCUUUGUACACCGUGGUUGAGCUACAUUAUGUAUGCACAAAUGUUUGUUUUUCUCUUGUUGAUGCUUGGUGGGUUGUCUGUUUCGUUACUGAAAUUAUCCGCUGUUCUAAAG
Opisthorchis viverrini is the source of this 1131-nucleotide messenger RNA. RefSeq lists its product as hypothetical. Gene Ontology annotation, cellular component: nucleus. Gene Ontology annotation, molecular function: ubiquitin conjugating enzyme activity. The record is from RefSeq and is a predicted model, not a curated record. Gene Ontology annotation, biological process: protein polyubiquitination; ubiquitin-dependent protein catabolic process. Bases 1 to 645 code for a protein of 214 amino acids. NCBI's taxonomy places the organism in Eukaryota, Metazoa, Platyhelminthes, Trematoda, Opisthorchiida, Opisthorchiidae. The transcript has 4 exons.